Salvia splendens (bonfire salvia) is the source of this 930-nucleotide messenger RNA. RefSeq names its product DNA-directed RNA polymerases II and V subunit 8A. Bases 281 to 610 code for a protein of 109 amino acids. Gene Ontology annotation, cellular component: RNA polymerase III complex; RNA polymerase I complex; RNA polymerase II, core complex. The transcript is spliced from 5 exons. Gene Ontology annotation, biological process: DNA-templated transcription. The record is from RefSeq and is a predicted model, not a curated record. Lineage: Eukaryota; Viridiplantae; Streptophyta; Magnoliopsida; Lamiales; Lamiaceae.
CUUCGUUGCCGCCUCCUCACUCUCUUCGCCGGUGAGUUUCUCAAGUGUUAACACUAUUCCUUCCAAUUUAUGGCGUUUCCCAAGUUUUAUUCCAUCAGGUUUUAUAUCUUGAGGCCAAGGUUUAUUUUGCUAGUAACCUUGUAGAUUCAGCUUCUUCUUCAGUGUUGUAAAGAUGGUGGAGACACUAUUUGAAGAUAUAUUUUGAAUUGAUGCGAUAGAUCCAGAUGGAAAAAAGUUUGAUAGGGUCUCUCGUAUUUCUGCUAGGAGUGAGCAGUUUGACAUGCUGAUACAUCUUGAUGUCAACAUUGAGAUUUAUCCGAUGCAUGCUGGGGAGAAGUUCAUGCUGGUAUUAGCGUCCACUUUGAACUUGGACGGAACUCCCGAUUCUGGUUAUUACACUCCGGGUAACAAGAAGUCGCUUGCUGACAAAUUCGACUUUGUCAUGCAAGGUAAACUGUACAGAAUCUCUGAGGAAUCUAGCGAGAAGCAAGUCAAAGCGGAUAUAUACGUCUCAUUCGGUGGACUCUUAAUGAUGCUCAAGGGGGAUCCUUCCAUUGCUGCUAGAUUUGAACUUGACCAGAGGCUGUUUAUUCUAAUUAGGAAGGUUUGAGUAGAGAUGUUACUGGGCAAAGAAAUGCCUCAGCUUUCGUACUAUGCUAUUGGCUAAAUUGUUCCCUGCAUUUGAAUGGCUGAUGCCUGAUAAUAUACUAGCACAACUGAGAAUUUCGUAUGUAUGAAUAAAUGCUAGUUUGUAUUAGUAUAUAUGUGCUUGUAGCCCAAACAAGCAAAUUAUGAAAAUCUGAUUUUGUGUUUGACUGUAAAGGCUAAAGAGAGAGAGCGAGGGUUGAUUUUCCCUUUAUUUUUUCUCUCUAAAAGUUGAUAUAUUCACAAUGUAUACUAUUAACCCCAAUUAAAAUUAAUAGUUUAGUA